This is a messenger RNA of Prunus mume (Japanese apricot), 860 nucleotides long. NCBI's taxonomy places the organism in Eukaryota, Viridiplantae, Streptophyta, Magnoliopsida, Rosales, Rosaceae. The record is from RefSeq and is a predicted model, not a curated record.
UGAAAAUAUGCUAGGUUGUAUCAGUGAAGCUAGAUGAAUGGACAGAUGAAGAAGUUGAUAUCUUGGCGAGUAUGGGAGGAAACGUUGCUGUAAAUAAGAAGUAUGAAGCUUGCUUGCCAGAAAAUGUCAAAAAACCAAAACCAGAUUCUUCUAUAGAGGAGCGCUUUUAUUUUAUUAGGAGAAAAUAUGAGCUGUUAGACUUUUUAAACCCCAAUGAACAUAUGUCCUGUCCUUUUCCGCCUUCUCAUAAGAAGUCACCUUCUAGCAAUUCAACUAAUAAUUCUGCCCAAGAUAAGAAACAGUAUGAAAAACAACCAACGAAACAUCGUAUUGGGCAGGCAUUUCGUAACAGCUGGGGAAGAAAAGACUCUGAACAUAAGACUCUGAAGAAGGGCAACUCAAUGCCAAUGGCAGGUAUGGUUGAAUUUGUUGGAUUAGUUAAGGUGAAUGUUGUUAGAGGAACCAACCUAGUUGUACGGGAUGUGAUGACAAGCGACCCCUACGUCAUCCUGGCAUUGGGUCACCAAUCAGUGAAGACACGUGUUAUAAAAAACAACUUAAAUCCAGUAUGGAAUGAGAGCCUGAUGCUGUCAAUUCCUGAACACAUUCCUCCUCUAAAAGUGCUGGUGUAUGACAAAGAUACAUUCACAACUGAUGAUUUUAUGGGUGAGGCUGAAAUUGACAUUCAACCUCUGGUGAGUGCUGCCAUAGCCUAUGAGAAGUCCACGAUCAAUGAGCCGGUGCAGCUUGGAAAGUGGGUAGCCAGCAAAGAAAAUACACUGGUAAAAGACGGUGUCAUCAACCUAGUAGAUGGGAAAGUAAGACAGCAAAUCACUCUCAGGCUGCAGAAUGUUGAGAGG